This is a messenger RNA of Chara braunii, 3049 nucleotides long. The record is from the annotation of a GenBank genome assembly. Lineage: Eukaryota; Viridiplantae; Streptophyta; Charophyceae; Charales; Characeae.
AGCAGCUAGCGAUGGCGGACGUUGUGCACCUUCGGAUGGAGCGGAUGCUCCCGGGGCUUGAAGAUCUUGAAAACCGUGGGUUGUUCUCUAGGGAAGAGAUCAAGCAGAUCAUCAAGAAGAGACAGGAUUUCGAGUACCUUCUUAAGAGGAGGUCGCGUGUAAAGGAGGAUUUCCUUCGAUACCUAGCGUACGAGACACAGCUUGAAUCGUUGAGAGCUCUCCGCAAGCGGGCCAUCUUGCGUAAUAUGAAGGCAAAGAAAAUUCAGUGGAAGCGUUCGUGUGCGGAUGGCGCCAUAGUCAAUCAACUGGUGCUCAUUUAUGACAGAGCCGUCACCAAGUUCAAGGGGGACCUGCGGCUUUGGAUGAUGUAUUUGGAGUUUUGCAGAGAGCAGAACUUAAGAAGACAACUGCGGAAGGUGUUGGCCAGAGCUCUGCAGUAUCAUCCAACGGUCCCCGGGCUAUGGAUGUACGCCGCCUCAUACGAAUUCACCAUGCAGAAGAACAUGUUGAGCGCGCGCGCGCAGAUGCAGAGGGGUUUGAGAAUGUGUCCCAAGUCGGAGUCCAUGUGGAUCGAGUAUUUCAAGAUGGAACUUACCUAUUUGGCCAAGCUGCAGGCUAGAAGAGAGGUCCUGGGGAUCGGGCCAUUGCCAAAAAUAGCAAGAAUAACGACGACGGACAAAGACGGAGCUCGUGGGUAUGGAGGAGACGGCGGGGAAGAUGUCGUGAUGGGGGAUCAAGAAGACGACGAGGACGAAGGAGGAGGAGGAGGCGGAAGAAGAGAAGAAAGUGAAAAAGGAGGAGGAAUGAAUGGAGGGGGAAAAAAGCCUACGGCUAUAGCAUCUGGUGUUGGCAAUCGAGUCGGAGAAAACGAUGGUGAUGAUGACGAUGAGGAGGAGAAGGAGGAGGAGGAGGAGGAGGAGGAGGAGGAGGAGGGGGGGGAUGAGGGUGCAAAGAAUGCAAAAGGUAGAGUAGUAUCAGGACACCAACAAGGGGGACCUUCAGGACGAGUGGGGGGAAAGGACAAGGACGACGAGGGGGAGGGACAAACAGGAAAGCAGGAGGAGGAGGGGAGCGACAUAAGCACAAGACUGGCCAAGAUCAUCUAUGGCAAUGCCAUAGCUGCUAUCCCCGAUAGCUUGAACUUUCGACGAAAGUUCCUGGAAGUUGUCGCGUUGAUGCCAUUUGAUGGCAAGGAGGAAGUCGAGGAGGAUAUCUAUGCCAGCUUGGCGAAAGAUUUUCGGAAGAAGGAAGAGUCCUGGGAUUGCCGAGCACGACGAUGGGUAUCUCGUCAAGGGAUGGGAUCCCGAGUCGCGAUCGAGAAGGCCAUUCAGCGCUAUGCGUGUUUCCUGGAGGCGGCUUUUAACUGUACUGUCGAAGCGGUGGGCAGAAGUCAGACAUCUCUAAGGGAGGCUGAGGACAUGGCUACUCUUCUCCUUAGCCUCUGCGAAAGAGCGGAAGCUGCUGGCGCAAGCUCCCAUUUGAUGUUCACACGGCAUGUUCGUGUUCUCUUGAAUUCCGGUAGAGAUGCCGAUGCUCUGGCAGUGGCCGCUCGCGCCUGUGAGGACGAGUCUCUGAACAAGUCAGGGAAUGUAUGGGUUGUUCGACUCGAUUUAGAAAUGCUCCACCAUAACAGUCUGGCGAUGAAGAAUACUGACACAGACGAGGAUGUUGCUGCUGCUGCUGCUCUUGCUGAUGACGACGACAACCAUGGCUGGGAAGGUGUCGAGCACUAUAGGCAAAGGAUGGAAGCAUUGCUUGAGCAAGCUCUAUCUGUUGUGCCAUUGAGUGAGGCCAAGCCGUUGUGGGGAAAGGCAAUCUGUUUCUUCAGAGAAUCUAAGGCUUCCUGGGACAGACUGAUGAAGAUGGCAGAGAAGGCGUUGGCGUUGGGAUGUGGCACAUCCGGUCGUAGUGGUCCAGAGGUGGCAAUCAUGUUGAUCGAUUCGUCAAUGGAUAUUGGGGGCGUCCAGGAUGCUCGCAAGACCUACAACAGGUUGCUGGCGCUUCCAGGUGCCGGUCUGGCACUCUUUCGGCACUGUAUCGAUAUGGAGACGUACGGAGAUUGGGCUGGUGAAGUGAAUGCCGCGUCACACAUUGAUAGACUAUUUGACAUGGCUUCUUCUCUUUAUGGCGAGCACGAUGCUGAUAUCUGGCUGGAUUACUGCAAGCACAAGAUGAAGGUGGGAGACGCCGCUGGAGCAGCUCGUGUGCACUGGAAAGCAAAGAAGAUGUUGAAGGAUCCCAGAGAGUUCCUCGAAGGUUACCACCGUCUCCAGUGUUGAGAAGGCGGCGGUUUGCUGCUUCUACAGGUCGUUGACGUUUCCUGCUUCAAGCAUUUGACUUUGUCUCGUUCUGGCGCCCCCAUUAUGCUCAUUCCGAAUCGUCUCAGUUGUCCUGCACACACGGAAUUGGAUUGACUGCUGUCUUGGGUGCACAAAGAGCGUGUUAUAUUUUUUUGGUCGUCAGGAACUUUAGGUCCGAACUGGGGUCUGAAGUUUGAUGGUUCGUACUUUGAAUCUCCGAUCCUUGCAUGGCAGCUGGUGGUGGCUGGCUGGUCAGGCCUGCCAGGUCAUUUUGCAGGCUUGGGAAAUUCCAAAUUUGCCAGGUUUUCAGCCCCUCAGUGUAGACAACAGAGAGCAAUUUCUUCUCUCAUCGGUUCAUAUUUAUUUUCCUGCAGGGCGGCGUUUGCUGAGUUGUCCCUCCGAUUUUCCUGCGGGGCGGCGGUUUCAGAGUUGUCCCUCCGAUUUUCCUGCAGGGCGGCGGUCGCAGAGUUGUGCCUCUGGUUGGAUUGUUUUUGUGCUUCGCUGGCGGGAACAGAUGACACAGAGUUGGGAGAAGAGUUCUCCACUUAGACAACAGUUUCGCUUGGGUGAGUGUAUUUGUAAGUCAACAACGGCUCUCGUUCUUCCUCUUGAAACGUUGCGUUUGCUUCUUUUGACAGGCAAUUGUUGCUGAGAAUCAUCUGUCGCAGGUUUUUGUCGUUCAUGUAAAAAAUGGCUCAUUACUCAUCUGACUGUUCAUUUGGCAUUCAUGUGCUACAAAGCAUCCGCUC